AUGUCGAACGGACCGACCCUCCUCAACAUCCCUCCUCCCCCCUCAGACCCUGUCACUCCCUCAGAUGUUCCCGGCACACCCACCUCCACCACCACAAGCAUGUCCGAGCUCUCCACAGUAGCAAUCAAAGACGGCCACCGCGGCCACCUCCCGCACCACGGCCAAGGCAGCCACGGCCCCUCCGGCCUAGGAACGAGCCAACUCGACGCCGAGCGCGCCGACCGCAUCUCCCGCCUCGCCGGCAUGGAACGUGUCACCGCCCGCACCCCCUCUUCCCUCAGCAGCGGUAACCUCACCCCUGGAGUUGCUGCUGCUCCUCCUACCAACCCCCAUCUCACUCACAGCUACUUUGACGCCACGGGUAAUCCUGCUAUCGGCCGUGAGCGCAGUACAGUCGGCAGCGCGUCUGCUACCGGUAGCGUUGGCGCGCAUACCACCUGGGCUGGGAGCGAAGUUGGCGACGUGGACAAGAUGAGCGAGAGUCAAGACAUGGACAUGGAUACUUCGAGCGUGGGCGGCAUGUCGGAGGAGGGAACGGGGAGUCUCGUUGCGUUUGGCGAGGGCGCGCGCACGCCGGCUCGACAGAGCACGGUUGGGAGUCCGGGGAAGACACACGCUUUCGGUGCGCGCGAUGCCAAGAUCAUUGAUGGUGUGACGUACGAUCGCAAUGUCGUCGAUACUACCAUCACCUCCGACCCGCGCCGUGGGGCAAACAGCGCUGCGCCGUCUGCUGGUGUGGAGGAGGCGGAACGGAUUGUAAGGGAGAUGAACACUACGAGUGCGGAUCGGAUGCGCAAGGGCAAUCCGGCGAAGCCUGGGUUCGAGAAGUAG
Molecule: messenger RNA, 831 nt
Organism: Neohortaea acidophila
Lineage: Eukaryota; Fungi; Ascomycota; Dothideomycetes; Mycosphaerellales; Teratosphaeriaceae
Exons: 2
Coding region: 1-831 (276 amino acids)
Source: RefSeq, a predicted model, not a curated record